Messenger RNA from Closterium sp. NIES-65, 6729 nucleotides. The record is from the annotation of a GenBank genome assembly. Lineage: Eukaryota; Viridiplantae; Streptophyta; Zygnematophyceae; Desmidiales; Closteriaceae.
AUGCGGCCCCGCCACCUCGAUUUCACCGCGGGAGCUGCUCCACCGCAACCCGCGCAACCCGCGCAACCCGCUCAACCCCCGCAACCUGCGCAACCCGCGCAACCCCCGCAACCCGCGCAACCCGCGCAAUCCCCGCAACCCGCGCAACUCGCGCAACCCCCCCAACCCCAGCAACCCGCGCAACCCUCGCAACCCGCGCAACCCUCCCAACCCUCACAACAUUCGCAAGCGGCGCAGCAGGCGGCACUGCAGUCUCAACAGCCGCAGGAACAGUCGCCGCAUUUGUCACUAGCACCAUCCGCAGACUUGGCGAACCCUGAGGGCGCACGGAGAAGGCAGGGUGUGGCGGCGGAGACAGCAGGGCGCAUGGCAGGCGGUGGUGAUGUGCGGGAAGCAAGCGAAAAGCAACGACAGCAGCAGCAGCAGCAGCAGCAGCAGCAGCAGCAGCAGCAGCAGCAGCAGCAGCAGCAGCAGCAGCAGCAGCAGCAGCAGCAGCAGCAGCAGCAGCAGCAGCAGCAGCAGCAGCAGCAGCAGCAGCAGCAGCAGCAGCAGCAGCAGCAGCAGCAGAAGCAGCAGCAAAUGGGAGUAGCAGCGGGUGAGGGGUUGCUGCACAGCCGGAGCGUGCAGGAAAUGCUGCAACCUCCGCUGCCCCAACCCGUGCCUGCGCCCGUGCCUGCAGGCGGCUCGGCACCCCCCCUGCCGCUUGCUCCGCCCCUGCUGCCGUCCUCCUCGCCCUUCACCACGUGCGCUCCUGCCUCUCCUGUUGCCCCCCCCCCCCCCCCCCCCCCCCCUCGCCUCUCCUCUUGUUCGCUGCUGCCCUUCAUCCUGCAUGCGUUGCCUUCAGUCCUCUCCGUCGCUCUCAUGUGUGCUGCUGCCCCGCAAUCACCCCUCGGACGCUACCACGUGCAUCUGGCACGCUCUCACUCACCCGCCAUGCCCCCCCUCCUCGCCAUGCCCCCCCUCCUCGCCAUGCCCCCCCUCCUCGCCAUGCCCCCCCUCCUCGCCAUGCCCCCCCUCCUCGCCAUGCCCCCCCUCCUCGCCAUGCCCCCCCUCCUCGCCAUGCCCCCCCUCCUCGCCAUGCCCCCCCUCCUCGCCAUGCACCCCCUCCUCGCCAUGCACCCCCUCCUCGCCUUGCACCCCCUCCUCGCCCUCCCUGCGUGCCCCACCCCUCCCCUGCGCGUGUGUGUGUGCGCCACCCCACACAGGGGCAGCAGGAAGCCGCGGGCAGACAGGAAGGACGCGGCCACGGCAGCAGCCGUGCUGGCAGCGGCGGCGGCACGGGAGGCAACGGGGGGUCCCGGGGGAGGCACGCCUCCGCGCAAGCGCUCGUGCAACUGCCGCAACUCGCGCUGCCUCAAGCUGUACUGCGAGUGCUUUGCGGCGGGGCUGUACUGCGAGGGGUGCAACUGCGUCAACUGCUGCAACUCGCCUGCCAAUGAGGCGCAGCGCCACGACGCCGUGCUCGCCGUGCUCGACCGCAACCCCAACGCCUUCCGCCCCAAAAUCGCCCCCCACAGCCCCUCCCACGCCCCCGCUUCGUCCCUCCUUUCCAAUGCGUCCCACCCCCCACUCACACCCCCCCCCUGGCAGCAGGGCGAGGCGGCGCGCGUGCACACGCCGGUGGCGGGGCGGCACCGCGCGGGGUGCCACUGCCGCAAGAGCGGGUGUCUGAAGAAGUACUGCGAGUGCUUCCAGGCCAACGUGCUGUGCGGCGCCAACUGCAAGUGCGCCGACUGCAAGAACUACGAUGGCAGCCUCGACCGCCAGGCCGUCGUUGCCGGCCUUGCUGCUGCUGCUGCUGCCGCUGCCGUCACGCCCAUCAAGUUUGAGAUGUCAGCCUACCAGCGCAUGGUCACCCCCACCAAGGCGUCCGCCUUCACGCCUCCUGCUGCACGCCCUGGCCUGCACUCCCACACAUCCCCGCACGCCCACGCACAUGCUCGCACACCCUCUCACUCGCUCGCUCACUCGCACUCCUACCCUCCCUUUCGCCCCCACCACUCCCCUGUGCCUGCCCAUGCUGCUUCUGCUGCUGCUGGGGGUGCCAUGGGCGGUGGGAUGGGCGGGGCAUGGGAUGGGAGGGGUGGGGGGCACGCGGGUGGGCAUGUGGUGGCGGGAGGGAGUCCCGAGGGCAGCACCAUGCACAUGCACCCUCCUGCCGCCUUGAGGUACGCGCUGGCUGAGCUGGGAGGGAGUGAGGUGUGGGCAGCAAACGGUGUGUUUCCCUUGAGUGAGUCGCCCCCCCCGCACCCCCCCAUGGUGGGCCUCUCCCCCUCCCGCGCGCCCUCCUCGCCCGCCCUGCCCUCCCCCUCGGCGCGCUCGCCCCUCUCCUCAUGGGCGGUGCGGCGAACGUGCAUGCUCAUGGCGGCGCUGGCGUGGGGCGUGCAGCACGAGUACACCGCGAGCAGUGAGUGGCAUAUCACAAGUCACUCGUAUGCCUCUCUUGCCACCCAUUCGCACGCUCGUCGCUCGCUUGGAAUGCGAAAUGCUUAUUCUGCCUUCCAAUCGGCCUUGUUAUGGUCUGCGCUCUCCGUCUGCACCCUCCGUCUGCACUCUCCGUCUGCGCUCUCCGUCUGCGCUCUCCGUCUGCGCUCUCCGUCUGCGCUCUCCGUCUGCGCUCUCCGUCUGCGCUCUCCGUCUGCGCUCUCCCUUCGCCCUCUCUCUCAACCGGUCCUGGCGCACAACGUGCCAGUGGCACACAACGUGCCAGUGGCGCACAACGUGCCAGUGGCGCACAACGUGCCAGCGGCGCACAACGUGCCAGUGGCGCACAACGUGCCAGUGGCGCACAACGUGCCAGUGGCGCACAACGUUCCAUACUUGGACCCACUGAGUACUUGGACCCACCGCGCGUGCACAACGCCACCAUGUGCUGUGCUGUGGACCGACCUUCUCCACCACGGGCCCGAGGAUGCUCGCGACGUAGCCGCCGGCUGUGGUCUCCAUGCGGCAGUCAUCGCUGUCGUUGAACACCGCGCCGCUGUCAUUGAUGAGUUCUUAUCGGUCAUCGUGUCUGAAGAUGCUGUUACGCCGGUCCGCUCCCAGCUCGCCUUCACUCCAGCACGGCCGUGUUGCUUCUCCACCACCCGCAGCGCACACGCCGCUGCACAAGCCGACUCGGCCGAAGGCCGAAUGGCAGUGUCCACCCGGCCGGAGCCAGAGGCAGUCCGGGCAGCAGAGGCAGCAGAGGCAGUGCGGGCAGCAGAGGCAGCAGAGGCAGCAGAGGCAGCAGAGGCAGCUGAGGCAGCUGAGGCAGCAGAGGCAGCAGAGGCAGCUGAGGCACGCGCUGCAGCAGAGGAGCCUUCUCCGCACGCGCCCGCACAGCAGAGCCCCCCCCACAGCCCCACCGCCACAGUCAAGCUCGGCUUCCAGGGCCCCCAGGUGUCUGGUCCUCCUCAGGUGUCUGCUGCUCCUCAGGUGUCUGCUGCUCCUCAGGUGUCUGCUGCUCCUCAGGUGUCUGCUGCUCCUCAGGUGUCUGCUGCUCCUCAGGUGUCUGCUGCUUCUCAGGUGUCUGCUGCUCCUCAGGUGUCUGCUGCUCCUCAGGUGUCUGCUGCUCCUCAGGUGUCUGCUGCUCCUCAGGUGUCUGCUGCUCCUCAGGUGUCUGCUGCUCCUCAGGUGUCUGCUGCUCCUUGGGCAGAGUGUGAGCGAGCAGGCAGUGCAGGCGAGGUGGGGGAUUGCUGCAAGGGGGCGAGUGAGAGGGCAGAGGGGCAGGGCGGGCGAGGGGAGGGGAGCAGGGCGGUGGAAGCGGAGAGCAGGGCGGUGGAAGCGGAGAGCAUGGGUGGACUGGCGGGGCACGGUGGGGGGGAGGGGAGUGAGGCGGACGGUGAUCGCCAAGGGCAGGGGCAGGCGAGAGAGGGAGGCGCGGGUGGAGGCGCGAGGGCGGAUGAGGCGGUGACAGGCAUGCUUGGUGACAGUAGCCCUGGUAACGCAGAGGAUGAGAAGGAGAUAGACAGGGUAGGAAACGAGGAGAGGGAUGGGGGUGUGGAAAGGGAAAGGGAGGAAAGGGAAGGGGAGGAAACGGAAGGGGAGGAGAGAGAUAGCGAGGAGAAAGAUGAGAAAGAGAAGUAUGGGGCGGAGAGGGGUGGGGAGGAGAGGGAUGUGGGGGAGAGUGAUGGGGAGAAGAGAGGAUGGGAGGAGAUUGAAGGAGAAAUGAGAGAAGAGGAGAGCAGAGAAGAGAGAGAAGGGGAGGAGAGGGGAGGGGAUGGGACAGAUGGGGAAAAUAACGACAAGGAGAGAGAAGCUGAUGAGAGUGAAGGGCCAGGGAUGGAACGAAGGGAAAGAAUGAGGAGCGAGGAGAAGGCGAGAGAUGAUGACGAGAGGGGAGGAACGGAGAAUGAGGAGAUGAGGAGUGACAGGAAGGUCCCGAAGGAGAGUGUAGAGAAGAGGGGGAAAGGGAAGGUGAAUGAUGAAAAGAGGAGGGACGGGAGCGAGAGAGAAUCAAACAGGAGGGAAGGGAAGGACAGGGAUGGAGAGGAGAGAGAAUCGAACAGGAGGGAAGGGAAGGACAGGGAUGGAGAGGAGAGAGAAUCGAACAGGAGGGAAGGGAAGGACAGGGAUGGAGAGGAGAGAGAAUCGAACAGGAGGGAAGGGAAGGACAGGGAUGGAGAGGAGAGAGGUCGAGAGAGGCCAGAUGGGAAGGAGAGAGAUGGCAAGAGGGAACGGAAGGGGAGAGAAAGAAGUCGAGAUGUGAAAGAGAGGGAACGGAAGAGGAGAGAUGGGAAGCACAGAGAAGGGCGGGCGAGAGAAUUGAAGAAGAGGGAAGGUAGGGAGGGAGAAGCAAGGAAGAGGGAAGGGAAGGAGAGAUACAGAGAGAGCUACGUAGAAAAGUGGAGAUACAAGGAGAGAGAUAGUAAGAGGAGAGAAGGAAAGGAUAGAGAUGGUAAGGAUAGAGAAGGUAAGGAUAGAGAAGGAAAGGAUAGAGAAGGAAAGCAGCGAGACUCGAAGGAACGAGGAGGGACGGACGAAGAGGGGGAGAGAAGAGAAGGGAAUGAGAGAGAAGGGAAAGAAAGAGAUGGAAAGAGAAGAAAAUGGACGGAGAGAGAAGGGAAGGAUGGCGGAGGUAAAGAGAAGGGAGUAGAGAAUGAAAGAAAGGAGAGAGAAGAGAUCGAAAGGAAGGAGAAGGAAAGAGGAGAAGAUAGCAAGUUUGGUGAGGCCCAAGAAGGAAACGUGGUGGUGGGCGAGGGAAGCGGGAAGGAGCAAGUGGGGUGUGGUGAGAGCAAGGCGGAGCAGCGCGGCACAGAAGAGAGGGGGGGGCGAGCUGAGUCUCCAUCGCAGAGGCAGGGGGGUUCUGUGGGGGAGGUGGGAGGGGUGGGUGAGGGCGCAAGUGGUGAGGGGGGUGGUGCUGGUGCUUUCCGUGUGAAGGAGGAGUGGGCAUGUGCACCGGACAAGAGUGACUUGGAGGUGGGCGAGGAGGUGGGCGAGGAGGUGGGCGAGGAGGUGGGCGAGGAGGUGGGCGUGGAGGUGGACGAGGAGGUGGGCGUGGGUGCAGCGGAGAAGGCGUGUGAGUUGACUCGCGUGCUGCUGGGUCCCACGGUGUCGCGUCUUGCUGCUACAUCCGUUGGUGGUGGCAUUGAAGGUUCGAAGGCGGUGGCCGAUGUGAUGCUGGCAGGUGGCGGGGCCACGGCAGCGCAGGAAGAGAGAGGGCAGGCAGUGCAUGCAGAGGAGAAGCAGGUGGAGGGCGGUGAGGAGGUGAGCAUGCAGGUGAGCAUGCAGGAGGAGGGUAGCAGUGAGGGGAGACCAGUGCAGGAGGAGGAGAGGGGAGAGCGGAGGGUAACGGCUGGGAGCUUGGCGGAGGGCGAGGUGGCGGAGGGAGAACGGGAUGAGGAAGUGGUGGAAAGUGGGAAGGUAGGAAGCGGGGGACAGGAGCAGCAGGAGGAGGGGGGGGAGGGGCGGCAGCAGCGGUCGGUGUCGCCGGGCACGCGGGCGCUGAUGUGCGACGAGGAGGACGACCCCGGGGACACGCUUUUCGCCGCCACCUCCUCCCCGCUCGCCCGCUCCAGCGCACUCGCCAGCAGCGAUGCCGAUGCUGACCUGGACGAUGACGUGGCGAGGGGUGAUGUGGCGGAUGAGGGGGACGAGCAGGGCGGAGGGGAAUGGGGUGCGUGGUGGGAUGGCAGGCGGGUGAGUCGGAAGCGCAGUGCAGAGCUGAUGGAGGGGCAGCGCGGCAUGGGGGCGGGCAUGGGGGCGGGCAGCAGCAGCCCCUCCGCCGCUCUGCCGCGCACCACCAGCGCUGGCCUUGCCGCCCGCCUGCUGCCCUCUGGUUUCUCGCCCUCACCUGGCAAGGUCAGGAGGAGAAGCCUGGGGGGGCAUGGUGCGGGUUGUGGCGGCGGCGUGAGGGGGGGAGAGGAGCAGGUGGAUGGGAGGAGGAGCGUGAGUGCCGGUCAUGCUGCCCUUGCUGCUGCUGCCGCCGCUGCUGGCAAUCAUCCCUUUGCUGCCGGAUGCGUCUCAGGAGCUGCUGCAGGCGCGGCAGCAGCAGAGGUGGGUGUGAUGGAUGAUCCAAGAGUUGCCAUCCGCCUCGCUGCCGUGCGGUCGGCACUGGCCACGACAAGGGGUCAGGGGAGAGGGACGUCGGCAACAGGAGGGGCGAGUGGAGGGGAGGGAAGAGAGCGAAUGCAGGCAGUGCAGCAGAGGGCGGUGGUGGAGAGGGUGGUGGUGGAGAGGGGGCUUCUGGAAUUGCUAGAAGACCACCUUCUGCAGAUCGCCGCCCACAUUGGCGCCCCCGCUUGCUAG